This is a messenger RNA of Cyprinodon variegatus (sheepshead minnow), 1779 nucleotides long. It is a transcript of the gene dusp2, whose product is annotated as dual specificity protein phosphatase 2-like. Gene Ontology annotation, molecular function: protein tyrosine/threonine phosphatase activity; MAP kinase tyrosine/serine/threonine phosphatase activity. NCBI's taxonomy places the organism in Eukaryota, Metazoa, Chordata, Actinopteri, Cyprinodontiformes, Cyprinodontidae. Gene Ontology annotation, biological process: negative regulation of MAPK cascade; protein dephosphorylation; endoderm formation. The record is from RefSeq and is a predicted model, not a curated record. The transcript is spliced from 4 exons. The coding region runs from base 174 to 1118 and encodes 314 amino acids. Gene Ontology annotation, cellular component: nucleus; cytoplasm.
GGGGAAGAGCAACAGCUCUUUACUACUACUUAUACUUAGUUUUGUUUUAUACCUUUAAGGUUAGGGGUUUUUAAAACUUUUUUUAUUUGUUAAAGAGCCCUACUUUAAUUGCCCACCGUUAUAUUUUAAGGUUAGUUUGUUUUAGUUUGACUUUUUAAACUUUUUUUUUCAUCAUGACUUCAAGCAGUGUGACACUAGAAAUAACUGACAAUGAGUUGGUCCACAUCCUGAGGACCCCCCGGGAUCAGUACACCUCCAGUGGGUGCGUGAUCCUGGACUGCAGACCUUUCCUCGACUUCUCCGCCACGCAUAUCUGUGAGUCCCGAAACGUCAACUGGAACUCGAUGCUGCGCCGCAGGUCCAAGAGCUCGGUGGUGGCCCUGGAGUGGCUCAUCCCGGAUAAGACGCUCCUGGCUCGGCUGCGGCGGGGGGAGUUCUCCCCGGUGGUGGUUGUGGAUGACAGGAGCGGCUCGUUGGCCGGGCUGAAGGCAGAGAGCGUGGCCCAAAUGCUGCUCACCGCCCUGCAGAACGAGGUCCAGACGCAAAUCUGCUUCCUGCAAGGUGGAUUUGAGGGAUUUUCAGAGGCCUUUCCAGAGCUGUGUUAUGAAUCUGGGAUCAACCAACUCACUUCUGUGGAACCAGAGCCAAGGGCAGGCCGGGGAACUCCAGCAUAUGAUCAGGAUGGGCCAGUUGAGCUGCUGCCCUUUUUAUUCCUGGGCAGUGCCGUCCACUCUUCCCGCAGAGAGAUGCUGGCAGCAGCAGGCAUCACCGCCGUCCUCAACGUGUCCUCCACCUGCCCAAACUUCUACGAAGGAGAGCUUCAGUACCUUCGACUCACUGUGGAGGAUACACUCGUUGCUGACAUAAGAGCCUGCUUCCACACAGCCAUCUCUUUCAUUGAUUCUGUGAAGAAGAGUGGCGGUCGGGUGCUGGUGCAUUGUCAGGCAGGUAUCUCCCGCUCAGCCACCAUCUGCCUGGCUUACCUCAUGCACACGCAGCGUGUCCGCCUGGACGAGGCCUUCGACUUUGUCAAGCAGAGGCGUCACGUCAUCUCCCCAAAUCUGGCGUUUAUGGGACAGUUGCUGCAGUUUGAGACAGACAUCCUCUGUCAGGGAUGAGAGACCAGUGGAGACGCACAGAGAGAUCGUCAUCCCACAGUGUUGUGGCAGACUCCGAUUCUUACCAGGACUCGCACAAAUGAUGCGUUAGUACAGAAAACGGUACACUUAAUGAGGAUUCCGAUAAGUUACUUGUGCUGCUGGCAUCACAUAACUGGAUUCCUUUUUCAAAGCUCAGACUGAAAAAUGUGUUAUUUUAUUAAACUGUGAUUGGCAGUUUCAUAACCUGCUGAAAUAUUUAACUUGAAAUUGACUACAGCCCAGAAGUAGUAGGUUGGAGCAGCUAUUCGGUACUUUCACUUACACUUUACUGGUGAGGGAAGUUGGUUCUGGUUGUGUGUGUGUGUGUGGAUCUGUGUGUUUGUUAUUUUUAAAACGAAUGUGCCUGUUUAUUGAGAAUGUCUGGUUUGCUUUCAUACUGAAGUCACUGUGACAUAACUUUAAGAAAGCACUGUGUCAAUACUUAAAGCAAAAGGGUUUUUAAUUUCUUCAAUUGAAGUAAAGAAAUGCACUAACUAGAGUCUAUAUUAUGAGGUAACCCAUUUAUAGGCUGGAAACAGUUUUAAAUUAUGUUUUUCUUUUUUUAUUGCAGUGUUACAAUUUUUGAUAUGCGUUUCUGCACUUUAAAACCUGCAAAAGUCAAUCUACUCCUGUUUUUGUU